AUGUUUUACAAUCUGUUUUAAAACCCUGCCCCAGCUGCUCAUGCCUGACUGGGUGGCAGACUACGUAGGAGAUGGUGCAAGUCAAGCAGCAUUUUUCCUUGAUCAAAUCAGCAUUUUCCAUGUGUGAGUCACUACCCUGUCACCACCCUUAUAUGGCAUGGAGGGCGGGCCUGACUUGAAGAGUGAGAAGUGAGCUGCUUAAAAACAGCAGUGGCAGGAAACAACCGGCUUGGCACAGGCACACUCUGAGCCAGAAGACAGACAUGGCCGACAAGGAGCAAAUCAAAAAGACAGCAGUCAAGGUUCUGUGUUGCGUGGAGAAGGUCUCCUCCUUUGCCUCCUCCAUAGACCCCCUUUUUGGUGUGGUCACCAGCCUGGUAGGAGUGAUGCGAAAGGGCUUGGAAGCUAAAGAAGACCACCCUCUGGAAAAGGACUUCAGGGAGAUCCAUAACAAGCUGGAGAGCAUCUCCAAGAAGAACAUGAUGACCCUAAAGCAGAUCGGUAUUGAUGAGGUCAAUGAGACCUUCGGCAAGUACGAGGAGUACAUCAAGCAUCAGUACACAGCCUUUAGCAAUAUGGUGGAGAGUGUUAAGAUGCACCCAGAGGCCGCAGGUCAGCACAUGGCGAAGUUUGAGAAUAUCUAUGAAAGAGACAAGAGCGACCUCAGCUUGAACGUCUACUACCGGGGUGUGACGGGCACUGAUGCGGUCUUUGGCAGGGCUCUGCUCAAAGUCUACCUGGAACACUGCAACUACGACCGCAGGGUGAUGGAGCACAGAUGCUCCCACCUGGCCCAUCUCUUUCACAUUGGGCUCAUCUCCUUCAUGGCAUAUACCUCUGUCACCGAGGACGACGAGGAUGAAGUCAGGGAUAAGUGGGCUCCCAGAAUGGCAGACAUCCAUGCCAAAAUGCAAGACGCCCUGAGACAGUGCAAGUAGGACUGCCCUUAAAGUGGCCAUGUAACUGGUAUAACUGGUGUGGAUAAUCUACUGAUACUACCUUUUAUUGACGUUAGCAUCCUGAGAUAAAUUGCAAUAAAAACAAACCCAAAAUGAAGAAGAAUCAAUGGCUGAUUUUUGCGAUAAUAUUGUUAAUAAAUUGUUAAUUGUUUAUAAAAUUCAUUUAUUUAUUAAUUUUCCAUGGGUGGAUUGUACUUUCUUCUAUAGCUAUGCUGUUAAAAUAAAAUCCUUUAAAGAUGUAUUGAAUGCACUUGGUUUCUUGACCACUUUUAGCUGUAACACUUUAAUGUAGUUACAUUUCAUAUGCUGGAACUUUGUAAUGGCUGUCUUGGGAUUCAGAACUUGAUGAAUGUAUUCCUAUAUGAAAUAAUAAUAAUAAAGAAUUAACAAUA
Molecule: messenger RNA, 1351 nt
Organism: Conger conger (European conger)
Lineage: Eukaryota; Metazoa; Chordata; Actinopteri; Anguilliformes; Congridae
Product: protein rapunzel-like
Exons: 2
Coding region: 264-938 (224 amino acids)
Source: RefSeq, a predicted model, not a curated record